Olea europaea var. sylvestris is the source of this 435-nucleotide messenger RNA. RefSeq names its product protein ENHANCED DOWNY MILDEW 2-like. NCBI's taxonomy places the organism in Eukaryota, Viridiplantae, Streptophyta, Magnoliopsida, Lamiales, Oleaceae. The coding region runs from base 113 to 367 and encodes 84 amino acids. The record is from RefSeq and is a predicted model, not a curated record. The transcript has 3 exons.
GGUUACAGGCUGGAGUGUUUUAGGUAUUUAUGAAUCCAUCACAUAGUUGUUAUGCUGAGUUGUUCAUAAUUGUGUUAAACAGAUCACUUUUUUUGCAGAUUUAUGUUGCCGCAUGUUUAAACUUUUUUUCUUAUUUGGUACAAAAUUCAGUUGCCAAGGAAAGUGUACUAGGUCAUUUCAUCCAACUGUCAAUGAUGGCGCUGAAUGUCAUUCCAAGUCUCUUGGUUAUACUGAUGUAGAAGCAGAAGAAAUGAAUACCAUAGAUUUUUAUUGUGCAAAUUGCAAGUAUAACCAACACCAGUCCUUUGUUUGUGGGGAAUUGAUGUCUUCUGAUGAAUCGUCUUGUGCUGAGGUGCGAUUCGAUUGACAUAUACCAUAACAUCUUUUAUUUUUGGUGUGCCCCAUGAUGCAGGAUAUAUAUUUCAUUCAUAGUAA